Austrofundulus limnaeus is the source of this 2793-nucleotide messenger RNA. It is a transcript of the gene plppr4b, whose product is annotated as phospholipid phosphatase related 4b. Gene Ontology annotation, biological process: signal transduction; phospholipid dephosphorylation; phospholipid metabolic process. Gene Ontology annotation, cellular component: plasma membrane. The transcript is spliced from 7 exons. Bases 135 to 2627 code for a protein of 830 amino acids. Gene Ontology annotation, molecular function: phosphatidate phosphatase activity. The record is from RefSeq and is a predicted model, not a curated record. Lineage: Eukaryota; Metazoa; Chordata; Actinopteri; Cyprinodontiformes; Rivulidae.
GGCUUCUUCUCAUCACGUAGAAGGUGGACCGAGGGGGGAUCUCAUGGAGCGACCCUGAUCCCUGCAGCAGAACGCCGUUUUUUCUUUUUCCUCUACACCCGGGAUCUGUUUGGACCACCGGAGGCUUGACCACCAUGAUGUCUGCGCGAGGGAAGGGAGUCCUGACCAAAGACAGCGUCAGUCUGCUGCCCUGUUUCUAUUUUGUAGAGCUGCCGAUCCUGGUGUUGUCUAUGGUUAGUAUUUAUUUCCUGGAGUGGACGGAUGUGUUCAAGCCAGUUAAAUCUGGUUACAACUGUCACGACCGCAGCCUGAGUCUACCCUACAUCGACCCUAACCACGAGGUCGUCCCUUUGCUGAUGCUGCUCAGCCUGGCAUUCGCUGGACCAGCCAUCACCAUUAUGAUUGGAGAGGCCAUCCUGUUCUGCUGCCUUUCACGUAGGAAGAGUGGUGCCGGGACUGAGGCCAACAUUAAUGCAGCUGGCUGUAACUUCAACUCCUUCAUACGCAGAGCCUUCCGUUUUGUUGGUGUUCACACGUUCGGCCUUUGUGCGACAGCUCUUAUUACUGACAUCCUCCAGCUGAUGACAGGCUACCCAACACCCUACUUUCUCACCGUCUGUAAACCCAACUACACCACGCUGAACAUGAGCUGUGAGCAGAACCCUUAUGUCAUAGAAGAGAUCUGCUCUGGGGCAGACCUGACAGCCAUCAAUCAGGGCAGAAAAUCCUUCCCAUCGCAGCAUGCAACGCUUGCGUCCUUUGCCGCUGUUUAUGUUUCGAUGUAUUUCAACAGUACACUGACAGACUCGUCCAAGCUGCUCAAGCCCCUGCUGGUCUUCUCCUUCAUGAUGAGUGCAAUCAUUUGUGGUUUGACUCGGAUCAUUCAGUACAAGAACCACGCCAUUGAUGUUUACCUGGGCUUCCUGAUUGGAGGUGCUAUUGCUGUGUACCUGGGGUGGUAUGCUGUUGGAAACUUUCAGUCCAGCGAUGAGUCCAGCAGCUUGCCUCCCUCACUUGUACAUCACCCUCCCUGUUCGUUGCCUCAUGUAACUCAGGAGGCCAUUCUGCACCACCUGCAGAUGAAAGCCUGCAUGGCGCCUGAAACCAGCAUACCCACCUCCCACUCUGAAGGCCUCCUCCACCGAGGCCUGCAGCAACAGAGGCCCGAAGACAGCCUGAAGCGUUCCGGUCCAAACGUAGACGUGAUCUCCUCACGUAGCCCUCCAAGCAAAGAUGCCAUCAUGACUUUUAGCCACACUCUCCCCAGGGUUCACACUCCUCAGGCCAUAGCAGCAUAUGAGGAAGCCGCCCGACGCCACGCUGCCACUCUCCAUCACGCCUCCAUGGACUCCAGCCGCUCCAAACAGCUUCUGUCUCAAUGGAAAAGCAAGAACAACAACCACAAGUGCUCCAUGACUGCCCCAGAUUCCAUUUCCUCCUCUAUGGAUUCCUCAUCAGGCCAGUCCUCUCAGCAUCUUCAUCAUGGCAGCAUGGAGCUCCGAUCCAGCUCUGAACCGUCAGCUGGCGGCCUCAAUGGGGUCCUUGAUAAUCUUGCAUACCUGUCCAAGCUGCCAACAGGUACUAGUACCACGCUGCCCAGCAACUGCAGUGGCAUCACUGGAGGGGCCAGAAUAUCCAUGCAGCCUAGACCCGGGUCUUCACAGCUAGUCCACAUACCAGAAGAGGCUAAUGAACUUUACAACACCUCCCAGAGAAAAAUGGAGGUAGGAGGAAGUGAGUUAAUGUCAACAGGAAAUAGCACAAUUCAGACUAACUGGCAAAAAGCAGCUGAGAAGACCACAGCUUACAGAACUAACGAAAAUAUGCAGAGCAACCAGCCACGGAUCCUGCAAGUUAUUGCCAUGUCCAAGCAGCAGGGGCUCCUCCAAACCCACUCCAAAAGCUUAGACGAAAGCAGCAUGGGCUGCAAUUCUGACGGCACCUGCCAGAGUGCUGCUAGAUGCAGGGCAUUAACCGAUCAAGAUCCUUCCAACACCACAGGGCCCGGCUCACUGGGCAGCACCACAGGCAGUAUUUCAGGAAGCACUGGAGCCAUUGUCAGAAUUGAGGCCCAUCCUGAAAACAACAGGCCCGUAAUCCAAGCUCCAUCCACUGACGGAAGUGGAUCGUGGAGGUGGAGGUCUCUGGAUCAUGGCACUGGAGUUAGUGGAAGCACAGGAACGAGCUGCCUCGGACCAGGUGCAGGACCUGGGGCUUUGAGGCAGUCUUUUGAGCACACUGAUCCAAACCUGGAUUCAGAAAGCUCAGACUCGAGACAAGGUUCCAUUGACAGGAAACGCAGCAAUCACAUCGUUACCACGACGUCUACCGUCGGGACUCCACCCAUCGUUACUGUUCAUGCCCAGAAUAUUGCCCAGUCAGAGCAGAGGCUCCACCCUCAGGGCUUCUCUACCAUCAGGGUCACUCCAGGAGAUGGUAAUGUUUCAGGAGCAGAAGGCGGUGGUGGAGAUUCUGCUUCAGAAGUUCCUUCGGUGGCUUCCAGCCGAGAGUCAACACUGAGAAGAAAAGGCAAUAUCAUUCUGAUCCCAGAACGAGCCAACAGCCCUGACAAUGCCAGGAACAUUUUCUACAAGGGAACGUCCAUCACGCCUGCUUUUAAGGACUAAAACAAUGAGAGGGGAAGAUGUAGCAAAUGAGGUGGAACCGCUGUAUUUUAACAGAAUGCAGUUAGUAUUACCCAUCAAAGUAUAUCAAUUUAAAAGCAAAGUUUUUAUGUAGCAUGAUUUUUAUACAUGUUUACACUAAAGCACAACCGUUUACAUGUUGUAGAAA